Molecule: messenger RNA, 981 nt
Organism: Chlorella variabilis
Lineage: Eukaryota; Viridiplantae; Chlorophyta; Trebouxiophyceae; Chlorellales; Chlorellaceae
Exons: 7
Coding region: 1-981 (326 amino acids)
Cellular component (GO): membrane
Molecular function (GO): serine-type endopeptidase activity
Source: RefSeq, a predicted model, not a curated record
AUGGCGCUGCACGGGGCGUGGGAGGCCAAUCAGGCCGCAGCCUGCUGCCAGACCUGGGGCGGCGCCUACGGCAGCGCCGGUUACCCGCCUGGCGGCGGCGGCGGCCGCCGCCGCGGCCGCGACCAGCAGCUGCUGCUCUACCUGCUGGCCCUGCUGGGGCAGCAGGUGGCGAGGCUGGAGCGCAAGCCACCCAUCACCAUUCUGCUCGUCGUCGCCCAAGUGUUUUUCUUCUUGCAGCCCGAGGGGUUUGAGUGGGUGCCUUCCAUCCGCCAGGGCUGCCUGCUGCCGCGCAGCAUCCUGUCUGGCCAGUGGGGCCGCUUGCUGUGGAGCCCCUUCCUGCACGCGGACAACCUCCACCUCUACUACAACAUGACCUCGCUGCUGUGGAAGGCAAGCCAGCAGCUGGGUGCCGGGCGCUGCUGUUUCUGGGGCAGCCAGCUGGAGCCGCGGCUGGGCAGCGCCGCGUACGGCGCGCUGGUUGCUGAGCUGGCGCUGGUCAGCAACGCGCUCUACAUGGGUCUGGCAGCCCUGCUGGCCCGCCAUGCCCCCGCCCUGGGCUGGUCCCUCAUGCACGCCUGCGCCGUGGGUUUCUCUGGGGUGCUCUUCGGCAUGAAGGUGGUGCUCAACCACAACUCGCCCGGCUGGUCAGAGAUCUAUGGGAUCGCACUGCCCACCAAGGCAAGUGCAAGCAUGUACGCCUGCUGGGCGGAGCUGCUGGUGAUGCAGCUGCUGGUACCGGAGGCCUCCUUCUGGGGCCACCUGUGCGGUAUCCUAGCCGGCCUCCUGCAUGUGCUGCUCACCAGCCGCCUGCCGCUGCCGCGCGGCGGCCGCGGCGGCGGCGGCGGCGGCGCUCUGGGGUGCUUCUUCGCGUCGCUGUUUGGCGGCGGCGGCGGCGGCCGCCGCGCGCGCACGUACGGGCACGGCACGUGGGGCGGCGGCGCCAGCGGCAGCGGCAGCAGGCCGCAGGCACACUCGUGCUGA